AUGUCUGGAGGGAAGCAUAAAGAACGACCAUUCAGGUCUCUCUUUCCGUCAUCUACAUCCAUAAAAGACUUUGCAUAUCCUCAAUCUCACCCUAUGAGAAGUGGGGACUUCAUUCUUUCCCUUCAUGAUAGCAUAGUGAACUAUCACGAAGAUGACACGCUUAGUUUUAAUGAUGGUUUUGAAGGAUACAAUAGCAUUCCAGAAUACUCUUCUGAUGAGAUUAAUUGCAAAGCGAUAGCUUUGUUUGAUUUUACACCAGAGAAUGAUAAUGAAGUGGCAUUAAAAGAAGGGCAGAUGAUUUGGAUAUCAUAUAGACACGGGCAAGGAUGGCUUGUCGCUGAGGAUCCUGAAACAGGAGAAAACGGGCUUGUCCCAGAGGAGUACGUCGAGGCUAUUUAUGAGACGGAAGAUGAUAUUGGCGAGGAAGACAUACCUAAGCCUUUUCUUCCGGGAAUACUUCAGGGCUAUAGUAAUACUGAGACACCGAAAGAGAAUGAAAGCGAAAGUGAUUGGGUUGACACAGACUACGACGAUGAAGACAAUAAUGGCGACGAUCAUGAAGCUAAUAACGAAUUUGAUCAUCAAAUUACUGCAGCUAAUUCAGAUCGAAUGAAUAAAUUGCUGAGUGGUGUAGAAGGCAUCUCAUUAAGAUAA
This is a messenger RNA of Priceomyces carsonii, 654 nucleotides long. It is a transcript of the gene NBP2, whose product is annotated as Nbp2p. The coding region runs from base 1 to 654 and encodes 217 amino acids. The record is from RefSeq and is a predicted model, not a curated record. Gene Ontology annotation, molecular function: protein binding. The transcript has a single exon. NCBI's taxonomy places the organism in Eukaryota, Fungi, Ascomycota, Pichiomycetes, Serinales, Debaryomycetaceae.